GCCAAGUUUCCUAAAAUAACCAACAACAGAUUAAACCUCGAAUCGAUUUCAACAGAAUCUUCCUCCCCUUUCGCGUACGAUCUUCAUCCAUCACUUACGCUCCAGCGCUGACGUAUAUCAGCAUCCAAUAAGAUGGCCCCCAAGAAAGGCGACGGCAAGGCCCUUCCGAAAUCCUGGAUCCCUCCCGCAGGAUAUACUCGUCGACAGACUCGUACACAGACUCGGAAUCAACAACAGCAGCCCAACCUCUGGCAAGGGCUCACUGAUAGAGGAGAGGCAUACGACGCCCAAGGCAACCAUGUUUUAGUGCGCCCGGUGCGCGGGGGUCGAAGGGGACAGCAGACGGCGGCGCCUCCUCCUGGACCAACUGGUCCACCGCCUCCGCCACCGCCGCCUCCUCCUAGAUCACCUACUCCUAGAUCACCUACUCCUAGAUCACCUACUCCUAGAUCACCUACUCCGCCUCCUCCGCCUCCUCCUAGACCACCUACUCCGCCGCCGCCGGGGCCCAAUACUCCUGUCCUGCCAUCGAUACCUUCUCCCCAUGAUGCUGACUCUGGAGAUGAAUCUGGUGACGAAGCCGGUGGUAAGCCUGGGACCAGUCCUGAUGAUGGAUCUGGCGGUGAAUCUGGCGAUGAACCUAACAACGAAUCUGGCGAAGAACCUGAGGUUGAGUCAGGUGAAGAAUCUGAAGAAGGAUCUCAGGCUGGAUCAGGCGAUGAAUCUGCCGAGGAAUCUGAGGCGGAAUCAGAUAAUGAAUCUGGUGAUGAUACCGCAGGUCCUUCAUCGACUCCCACGCCGCCUAAACGCCCUACGAGGACCCCCCUUCCGACUGGAAAACCAACCAAAAUCAAGAUCAAGUUAACAGCAACAAAACCACAGACGUCACCAGCUGCACAGAGCCAAGAUGGCACUGAUAGCAACCAUUCGGACUUUCCCGUUGGCCCAUCUGCAGACGAAUCCGACAGCGAUAUCGAAGUGCCUGAAGAAAGCUCCGAGCCUGAAGAACCCGAAGAUGAUGCCAGUCGUGACGACAGUGAGGAGCCGACCAACAACUCUCAAAGAAGCGAAGGCAGUCACCCAGAAGAUCCACAGGAUAGCGACCAAGGUACACCCGACGAAGCCACGCGGUCAAGAAGAUCAACUCCCGGGUCAGUCGGAGGAGGCUCUGAGCCCAUGUCCACCCCUUCAAAGACACCUCAAGAACGAAAGGGUUCAAAGAACAUGGAUCCGACUCAAACAGGCAGCGACGAGUCGGAGAGUAGCCAAGUUCCCCGUGAGCCACAGAGCGAACACUCUCAACAAGAGGAUGAACCGCCUCAACGCACUAUCGUUCACUAUGGUAGCGACGACGAAACGGAAAUGUUAGUUCACGAGAGGCCUGACCCAGACCAGACCUUUGAUAAUGGAGAUAACACUUUCAACUUGGAGGACUAUCCAAGCUCAGUUGACUGGAGGGGAGAGCAUGAUGGAAGCGAGGAUGACGGCGACAACCGGUAUGACCAGAGUGGUAACGUCGGAGGUGACUAUGAGGGCAAUGAGGAUGACGACGAUGAUUCUGAGAUGCACCUUCCCGACUACACGAUGUUCGACCCCGACGAAACCGAGGGUCGACCCGAAAUGGGCCACGGACAAGGUAGCGAGUCCAAUCUUUCGAGGCAGUCCUCGCCGGGCGGUGUCUCACCGGUCUUCCCUCGGAAUAACCGUUCGCCCAGCCACUCUCCGGACCCAUCUGCCGGGGGACAGCAGCAGCCGUCAGGCUCAAGCGGCGGGCAAGGCUCUACAGCCCAGGGAAGAAAGAACGGACAGUCCAGUGGCAACAACAAGGGCUCGGCAACAGGAGGCGGACGCGGCUCUGUGGCAACGAAGACGAAGAAUGCCACUGGGAAGAGGGGAAGACCUGAAGAUCACACCGCAGACGAUGAAGCCAGGCCACAGAAGCGACAAAGAGAGGACACGGGCAAGACUGCGGUGCCAACGUUAAGGAACAAGUUCCCUCGUACCCAAUAUCGCAUAAUAUGUCCCUACCCAAGCUCCCGGGAGUCACAACCAAAGACUUCAGACAAGCGGGCAACAGCAAAGAGGCCAAGCAGCUCGCUUGACGAAGCAGUAGAGAAGCCUGCGAAGAAGACGAGAGUGUUAUAA
This is a messenger RNA of Colletotrichum scovillei, 2145 nucleotides long. RefSeq lists its product as uncharacterized. The transcript has a single exon. Bases 133 to 2145 code for a protein of 670 amino acids. The record is from RefSeq and is a predicted model, not a curated record. NCBI's taxonomy places the organism in Eukaryota, Fungi, Ascomycota, Sordariomycetes, Glomerellales, Glomerellaceae.